Molecule: messenger RNA, 495 nt
Organism: Telopea speciosissima
Lineage: Eukaryota; Viridiplantae; Streptophyta; Magnoliopsida; Proteales; Proteaceae
Product: ctenidin-3-like
Exons: 3
Coding region: 1-495 (164 amino acids)
Source: RefSeq, a predicted model, not a curated record
AUGGGUUCUAUCGGGAUCCGGCUCUUCUCCAAGGAGUUCAGUGCCCAAGGAGUGCCCAAUGAGGAAUCCAAUGGCGUUGGGCUUCUGGGUGCAUCAGGAUGUGGAGGUGGAGGUAGUGGCAGUGGCGGAGGUGGCAGUGGUGGUGAAGGUGGUGGUCGUGGCGGAGGUCGAGGUGGUGUUGGCAGUGGUGUGGUAGUGGUGGAGCUGGUCGCGGCGUCAAUGAUGGUGGUGGUUGUGACAAAGUGGUGGCGGGGCAGAGGUGGUGGCAAUGGUGGAGGAGGUGGUAGUAGAGUUGGCAGUAGUGGUGGCGGUGGAGGCUGUGGUGGUAAUGGUGCCAGUAGCAAAGGUGGCUGUGACUGUGAAGGUGGUGGUGGAGGUGGAGAUGGUAGUGGAGGCGAUGGCGGAGGUGGAGGUGGUAGUGGUGGCGGUGGCAGUGGUGUUGGUAAUGGUGGAGGUGGAGGUGGUGGCGGCAUCAAUAGUGGUCGUGGUGGUUGA